UCUCACUCACAGAUGCACAAUGGCUGAACUCGGACGGAUUAAAGUGUUUUUAUUUCUGGUUCUGGAGCUUCAGGUUACAGUAAUUGCAGGUAUCACAUCUGUUUUAAAGAGAGCUGGAGAUGAAGUCAUGUUGUCCUGUCAAAAUGUGAUAGAUGGGCAACACAACUGUAACGGUACAACAUGGGUCUUCAGUGGGUCCAAAAACAAAGAGCUGGUAGCCCUGGUUACAUAUGGACAGAUUGAUGGAGAUACCAGAACCAGACGCAGUGUUACUCCUAACUGUUCCCUAGUUAUAAAGAACAUCACAGCUGAGGAUGUUGGAAAUUAUGAAUGUCAACAAUAUAAAAAAGGUUCAGAACAUCUGGUUCAUACGUCUGUGACUUAUCUGUCUGUUAUUACCAUGACUAAACAUGAGGAGAAUCAAAUGAUCACAUUAAGCUGCUCUGUUAUAAAGUUUGGCUCCUGUAAACACAAAGUGGAGUGGCUCUUUAAAAAACAGGAAGCGAAGAAGGAACUGACAAUCUCAGAGACCCACUGCUCUGCUAGUGUGACUUUUCUGAAGCCUGUGCUUGAUAAUUCAUCAGUGGAUAAGUUAUUUCAUUGUAAAGUUACUCAAUCUGGUGAUAAAAUAGGACAGGUGUUUUCCUUCGGUCACCAGUCCCCAGGAGCAACAGCAGCAACACAUAAACCAACAACAAUAACUACAAACAGAAACCCAGUUAAGAACACAUCAGGAAGUAAGAAUGUUUCAUCCAUCUAUGAAGGUAUUCCAUACAUUUCUGUAGGUGUGGGAUUAAUUACUGUGUUAAUAGUCGCUGUGGUGGUCGUCCGAUGGAGAUCUAAACGAAACAAAACACAGAGAAAUCAGAACACUGAUGAUCUGGAUGUAGAUGAUGGUGUUUCCUACGCCUCCAUCCGACACCCCAGGAACAAAAACAGAGAAGUUUUGGUUCAUGGUGAUCCUGAUACAGUGACCUACAGCACUGUGAGAAGUCAUUCUUCAUCUGCUGCAGCCUCUGACGAUCCUAACAACCUCUACUCUCUUCUGACCAUUGAAUAGAAUUAGGACAAAUGAUGGUGAAAUAUUCACAUGUUUAAUGCUUCUUUCUAAUUGCUGCUUUUUAUCAGGAAACAAACUGUCAAGCAUGGUGGUGGAGUGGUGAUGAUUAGAGUUGGUGUUGGAGCUAGAAGACAUGUAUAAUGGCUCAGCCUUAGAAAUGAUGGCAUGAUAUAAGAAGCUGAGCCUACAGAGAUGGAUAAAGUCAUAGAGAAAAUGGCUACUGAGAAAGAUUACAGGACAACGAGCUGCUUCAGCUUUUUCAUCUGUCAAAAAGUGACAUAUAUUGCAUGUAUAUUGGAUAUGGUUUUGUCAAUUAAUAAAAGGUAAGCAGCAAUAGACAAUGGAUGGAUAGAUGGAAUAUACAACAAUAAAACCACCUGAAAAUA
Molecule: messenger RNA, 1446 nt
Organism: Girardinichthys multiradiatus
Lineage: Eukaryota; Metazoa; Chordata; Actinopteri; Cyprinodontiformes; Goodeidae
Exons: 8
Coding region: 20-1060 (346 amino acids)
Biological process (GO): positive regulation of ERK1 and ERK2 cascade; T cell activation; interleukin-15-mediated signaling pathway
Cellular component (GO): external side of plasma membrane; membrane raft
Molecular function (GO): MHC class II protein binding; protein tyrosine kinase binding
Source: RefSeq, a predicted model, not a curated record